This is a messenger RNA of Octopus sinensis (East Asian common octopus), 2960 nucleotides long. RefSeq names its product fatty-acid amide hydrolase 1-like. The record is from RefSeq and is a predicted model, not a curated record. The transcript has 18 exons. Gene Ontology annotation, biological process: fatty acid catabolic process. Gene Ontology annotation, molecular function: fatty acid amide hydrolase activity; amidase activity. NCBI's taxonomy places the organism in Eukaryota, Metazoa, Mollusca, Cephalopoda, Octopoda, Octopodidae. Bases 150 to 1904 code for a protein of 584 amino acids.
UUUUACUCCUGCUGAUGAAUCUUCUAAAUCAACCUUUGUGUGUUGUUAAGUUACAAGUUAGAGUUUUAAUAAAACGCAUGUCUGUCUUGCACAUGUGACCUGACACGAGCUGAUUGCAAUACAUUUUUAAAAAUAAAUAAUUGUGAAAGAUGGAAGAAACACUUCGUAAAUACUGUCAGCACUAUUUGACCGAGGACAUGUUUCCUUACAUUAAGUCUGGCUUUUUUGCAAUCCUGGUGGUGUCAGGUACAACCUUUCUGUUCAGUUUACUCAACAGACAACGCAUGCGCAUGAAAGUUGAAAGAGCUAUGGAGGAAGCCCGCAGUAAACGUGCAGAACAACUAAAAUCUUUAAAGGAAAGGUUACAGAAAUCAAGUCUUACUGAAGAAAUGAGAAAUAAAAUUCUAUCAUUAGACAUUGUCCAACUUCAGAGACGACUCAAAGACCGUUCAUUAAAAGCCAUUGAUGUUCUUCAUGCUUAUCAAUACAAGGCACUUGAAGCUCAAGAGGAAACCAAUUGUUUAAUUGCAAUAAUUCCUGAAGCUGAGGAAUUAGCUGAGAAAUGUGAUUCUGUGCCAUAUGUGACCAAACCUCUUCAUGGAAUUCCAAUCAGCCUCAAAGAAAACAUAAUCUACAAGGGACUUCGCGCAACCUGUGGCUUAGGUUUCAGCCUGUUGAGCCCACCUCAUGCAGAUGAUUCAAAUCUUGUUAAGUGUCUAAAAGAACUUGGUGCUGUUCCAUUUGUCACAACAAAUGUACCACAGUCUUUAAUGAGUAAAUCCUGUAAUAAUAAUAUUUACGGAAAAACUAGAAACCCGAUUAAAGCUGAUCGAUGUCCUGGUGGAUCAAGCGGAGGGGAAGGAGCUCUCAUAGGUUAUGGUGGAUCUAUUUUAGGUAUAGGAACAGAUAUUGGUGGUAGCAUUCACUGUCCAGCUCACUUUUGUGGCAUUUAUGGAUUAAAAACAACUACUACUCGCAUGGGGACGGGAAGUAUAUUUAAACCAGUCAAAGAACAAAUUCUUGUUCAGACUUCUGUAGGCCCAAUGGCACAGACUGCUGAUGGCUUGAUUAUGGCAACAAAAGCAUUGUUUUCUCAGGAGGUCUUUGAAAUGGAUCCCCAAAUAUCCCCUAUAGAAUUCCAGAAUCAUUUGUUUGAUGGCAAAAGAAAACUACGGAUUGGCUAUUAUGAGACUAAUAAUUUAGUUAGUGCUACCCCAGCCUGCCGUAGAGCAGUUCUUUUAGCAAAGGAAGCUUUGGAAGCCAAAGGGCAUACGGUGGUUGAUUUUACUCCUCCUAGGAUCCUUGAUGCUCUGGUUUUGGUCAUAAAUAUAUUGUGGUCUGAUGGAUAUUUGAUGAGCAAAUUGAUAAAAUAUGAAAGCCCAAGUAAGGAGUUGUAUUUUGUUACAAAAUCAGAAGGUUUUAAGAAAAUUAUUUCAGCCCUUGUUUAUCCUUUUGACAAGGUAGCAUCUAAAGUCAUUUAUGCAUCAGAUGGACGUAGAAAAUAUCAAGACAUAUAUAAAUUGGUUGCUGAAAAAGAAAAAUACGAUAAAGAAUUUGCUGAUGCUAUGCAAAAAGAUAAAUUGGAUGCUCUCAUCUGCCCUGUCAUGUCUUCAACAUCACUACUGACAAAGAGUUCAAGCUUUGGAAGAUUUCCAACCUAUUCUCUGCCCUAUAAUCUACUGAACUACCCUGGUGUGUCUAUGCCUGUUACCAAGGUAACAGAAGAAGAUGUAAAGGCGACUUAUAAAGCUAAAUCAUUGAUGGAAUACUCAGUGAAAAAUUCAAUUCCAGGCAGCGUUGGUCUUCCAGUCAACAUCCAAAUUAUUGUUCCUACAUAUAAGGACGAGCUUGCAUUACGUAUCAUGAAAGAACUGGAUAGUGAACUGAAGAAGAAAACCAACUAGCGUGUAUAAGCACCCUUACUUCAUCAAAUUCCAGUGAUGUAUGAUGACUGGUAUCACAUUGAUUCCACUUUAGAAGAAGGUUGAUAUUGUGUUGCAGGACCUUGGUUUUCUUUAUAAAGAAUAAUGGCAUUUAACUCCUAUUGCUUGUUUAAGAUGGUUAGCAUCUGUCCUUUAUUAUGUCUUGUUCAUAUUUGCAAUGUAGAACUUUAAAAUCACUAUUUCUCCACAUAUGGACCUAAAUUUAUUGUCAUGAAACUUUACAGGAAUUAAAAUAUCGAUGGCCUCUAACAUAUUGCAAGAAAAUCCAAUAAAACGAUCCUUAGUAAUACAAUACUGAUUAUUAUAAUAUCAGUAUUAUAGCCUACCCCACACUCUACCACCUACACCCCAUUCAUUUCAUAUUCUACACAUGCACCUCCCAAUAAUAUAACACACCCUACACUGUCACAUAUUUUACAUAAUCAACACCUGACAUUAAAACACAUCACACAACUCACACACCACAAAUAUGUGAUACAGUCACCACACAACACCCAAAGUACAUAACAAAACACACAAAGUAAAUAUGUAAUACAGUCACCACACAACACCCAAAGCACAUUGCAACUCACAUGCCACAAAUAUGUAAUACAGGCACCACACAACACCCAGAGUACCUAACACAACUCACACAAUACAAAUAUGUGAUACAAUCACCACACAACACCCAAACCAUAUACUCUACACAACAAGCAGAUGAACAGCUCAAGUAACAUCUGAAGGAACCUAACAAACCCAUUAAGUAGAAACCAUGCUAAGAGUGACACUGUAGCUCAACACAGGUCUCUGGUUCCCUCUUAAACAGUUCCAUCCAUGCCAGGAUAGAAAGUGGACGUUAAAUAAUGAUGAGGCCAAUAAGUCUCAAUUCUAAAACCUCAAAAGACAAUGUUGUAUGCACUUCAGUAAGAUACAAGUGCAUCUGGUGGUGCAGUAGGAACUCAGAGAAAGAUGUUGAGAAUAUGAUAAAAUAUAAUAAUUAUAUUAAUAAAUAGGAGUAAGAAUUUAUUUUAGUAUUUA